Myotis myotis is the source of this 2726-nucleotide messenger RNA. It is a transcript of the gene PGLYRP2, whose product is annotated as peptidoglycan recognition protein 2. Gene Ontology annotation, molecular function: peptidoglycan immune receptor activity; zinc ion binding; peptidoglycan binding. The transcript has 6 exons. Bases 263 to 2059 code for a protein of 598 amino acids. The record is from RefSeq and is a predicted model, not a curated record. Gene Ontology annotation, biological process: defense response to Gram-positive bacterium; detection of bacterium; peptidoglycan catabolic process. Lineage: Eukaryota; Metazoa; Chordata; Mammalia; Chiroptera; Vespertilionidae.
GAAACCAGCUCCUCGGACAAAGUCAGGGUCCAGAAGGCCCAGACCCAACCCCUGCUUCCAGCUGCACCUAGUGGCCGGGGAUCUGGAGCUGGAACUGGAUGAGAGAAGACAUCUCCUCGUCCCCUGGGCUCACAGUGGCCUUGGCAAAAAUACUCCCCAGUCCCUGUACCCAUUCUCUGCCUGAGCCUAAAGUGCUGGCAGCAAAGACAGGAGGCAGUGCCAACUUCAGCUCCGCUGAGGUCUCUGCUGAGGUCAACCGGAUAUGCCCCCCGGAAGCUGGAACCCCACAACGGUAGUCCAGGGUAUCCUCUGGAUCCUGCUUGGCUUGUUGCUAUGUCCGGAACCAGGGACAGCAUCCCUGCCCCUCCUCAUGGACUCUGUCAUCCAGGCUGUGGCUGAGCUGGAGCAGAAAGUGCCGGUCACGGAGGCCAACCACACUGUCUCUGUGUGGCACCUGUCAGCCUGGGACUCUGAUCCCCACGAUCCCCUCCAUCACUUCCUACUAAAGGAACGAAGUCUCAAAGUCACCAAGUUGGAUCCUUCUGCACUGAGCCCAGAGCUGCAAGGCCUGAUGGAGGAGGUGGCCCGACAUCAUGUGCGGGGUGGGCGGGAAUACGGGGUGGUACUGACCCCCGAUGGCUCCACGGUGGCUGUGGAGCCUCUUCUGGCAGGGCUGGAAGCAGGGCUGCAGGGCCACAGGGUCAUAGACUUGCCCUUGUGCAGCACAGCCACCCCUCUGGGUGCUGGAGACACCUUUCCCGAUGUGGGAGCUGAGGUUUCUGAUGCAAGAGCCACCUCCCCAGGACUCAGGGAUGUCUCUCCAGAUGUCAGCUCUGCAGAUGUCAGGGCUAUGUCUCCAAAUGUUAGAACCACAGAUCUCAAUGUAGGAGCCAUCUUUAAAGAUGACAGAGUCACCUCUCCAGAUGACCAAACCUCCUCGCCAGAUGCCACAGCAAAGUCUCCGACCACUGUGGACAGCCUCCUGGUGGUCACCUUGGCCAGAGACCUGGGCCUGGCCUUCCUCCAGAACCCCCAAACCCAGAGCCACCCAGGCCUGGGAGCUGAGGGCUGCUGGGACCAGAACUCUGUCCCCAGGAACUUCACACUCCUGGACCCUGAGGCAUCACCGGUUACCACAGCCUUCCUCAACGGUGCUCUGGAUGGGGCCCUCCUCGGGGACUACCUGAGUCGGGCCCCUGAGCCCCGGCCACCCCUCCACCGCCUCCUGAGCCAGUACUAUGGAGCUGGGGUGGCCGGAGAUCCGGGACUUCGCAGCAACUUCCGGCGGCAGAACGGAGCUGCUCUGACUUCAGCCCCUGCCCUGACCCAGCAGGUGUGGGGCGCCCUCAUCCUGCUACAGGGGCUGGAGCCAGCACACCCUCAGCUGCAGGGCUUGAGCCAAAAAGAGCUGGCGCAGGCGGCCACCCGUGCUGCCAAGGAGUUCACUGAGGCCUUCCUGGGGUGCCCGGCCAUCCACCCCCGCUGCCGCUGGAGUGCGGCUCCGUACCGGGGCCGUCCGACGCCGCUACGGCUGCCGCUCGGGUCCUUGUAUGUGCAUCACACAUACCAGCCCGCGCUUCCCUGCACCACCUUCGCGCGCUGCGCGGCCAACAUGCGCUCCAUGCAGCGCUUUCACCAGGAUACGCGCGGCUGGGACGACAUCGGCUACAGUUUCGUGGUGGGCUCAGACGGCUACGUGUACGAGGGCCGAGGCUGGCACCGGGUAGGCGCGCACACUCUAGGCCACAAUACCCGCGGCUUCGGCGUGGCCUUCGUGGGCAACUACACCGCGGAGCUGCCUGCCGAGGCCGCGCUGCGCACGGUGCGCGACACGCUUCCCAGGUGCGCGGUGCGCGCUGGCUUCCUGCGGCCGGACUACACGCUGCUCGGCCACCGCCAGCUCGUGCGUACCGAGUGCCCUGGCGACGCGCUCUUCCACCAGCUGCGCAGCUGGCCGCACUUCGACGUGAAUGUAAAGCCAAGGACUGCGAAGAGCACCUCCAGGAGAUCCAAGAGGAAGCCGCCUCUAGUGACCAUGCCGGCCACAGACCUGCAAUAAAGAGACCGUGUGAAGAAAGCCUGUGUCUAUGCAUCAUCCGUGUUUGCCCAGAAUCAGACCCUGAGAUAAAAGUUCCAGUGCAAGUAGCAUGGGAGGCGAUCCCAGGACAGAUCAUUGGGGAACAAGGAAGAGAGGUGGGAAAAGGAAGCCCAGAAAGGGUGCUUUACCAAGCAAGUUGGCACUGGGGCACAUGGAGCUCAGUCCCACUAGGGACUUCUGGAGGACAGCAUAGGAUACGUAUCUCAAAGUUUUCCCACCCAAGAAGUGAGGGGACUGUUGAUCCUCCAACUCCCACAAUCAUUGGCUGAGGGCUUUUCUCAGGGAAGUGCUAAUUCUCCGGCACUUUGGGGCUGCUUGUUGCAUGGGCUCCAUCUGUCAGAGAAAGUCCUCCAGCAAAAAUUGCAGGGAGUUGGGAGUGGAGCCAGUAUGCAAUGAGGUGGUAAACACUCAGGGAUGCAGCAGAACUCAGGGAGACUCCGUGUGUGUGUGUGUGUGUGUGUGUGUGUGUGUGUGUGUGUGGUGAGUAGCCUGACACAGUAUGAAUAAGGUGGGCAUAUCUAAGGGGUGUGCACCUGCCUGAACACCCUCAUUCUCAGGACAGGUUAGAGCAGUGGUUCUCAACCUUCCUAAUGCCGUGACCCUUUAAUGCAGUUCCUCAUGCUGUGGU